AUGUCAGAAAGCGGUCGUGGUGACGCAGCGACGCCUGUGGCCCCCACCGUCAUCCAGCAGGCCGAACACGACGGCAUAGAUACUCGAGGGGCAGCCGCUAUCGAACAUAUCAGCGAUGAAGAAGAAGUCCCCACGCUCUCGGAGAGCGAGUGGUCUACAGAGGACUCAGACGAGGACCCUCCGCAUAGCGACCACAGCUUACCAUCCCUGCAGUCUGUGUCCGACUCUUCCGAUUCCGACCUUCAUUCGGAUGACACAUUAUCAGACUCUAUGGAGGAAGACGAUGAGGAGGAGGAAGACGAUGCAGCUGAAGUGCCCCCCAUGCCGUCCUUGCGAGAAUUUGCGCGCCAGGGAUUGAGAACCCUCGAUAUUGUGGAGCUUCUACUCUCUGCACCGAACCAAUCUUUGGACAACGAUCCUUUGAGAGCUCGGACGCUGCUUGCUGGCCUUGAAGUAGUUCCAGACGAUCUUGUUCGCCGCUACGAAAACCUGAAACGUGGAUUCGGAGACGAUAGCGAUGGCUGCGUCAUAUGCCGCGAUGAUCUCCUACCACGAUUUCCUUCACCACUGUCGCGUGAAGCCGAGGCGCUUGCUGUGGUCGAAUUAUUUUCGAUGUUACCCUUCCAGCCAUCGCCUCAGACCAUUCGCGCAUUUCCAUGCCCUGGAAAGCACCUGUUUCAUCACGACUGUCUUGCACCGUGGCUUGCGCGCAAGACGACCUGCCCGACAUGUCGGUUUGAUAUCGACCCUCAUUCGCUGACUUUGCGUAAGUCCACUACACCGCGCCGUGCUUCCAGGUCAUCGCCAGAGAGGGUGUGGAAGCCCCCACGAGUGAGGAGUCUGGGGGAAUGGCUCGAGGACGAAGAGUACUUCCGCAAACACGGCGUCCGGAAAGAAAGACCGUCAGACGCUGUGACUGAGGGGGUUUCCGCUGCAUUCGCUGACGACGAGCUGGAAGCCGACGAGGACGAAUGGGUAGACACAGACGAGGAUCUCCCGGGGGAACGCGCUCUUCGCAGAUCACUCCAGAACGUUUUAGAUCCCCUGCCCGAAGAGCUGCGCGAUCAACAUUGGGAUACAGGUUUUCGAUCGGGUCAAAGUAAUCAUUGA
Sparassis crispa is the source of this 1110-nucleotide messenger RNA. RefSeq lists its product as hypothetical. Gene Ontology annotation, molecular function: ubiquitin protein ligase activity. The record is from RefSeq and is a predicted model, not a curated record. NCBI's taxonomy places the organism in Eukaryota, Fungi, Basidiomycota, Agaricomycetes, Polyporales, Sparassidaceae. The transcript is spliced from 4 exons. Gene Ontology annotation, cellular component: cytoplasm. Gene Ontology annotation, biological process: protein ubiquitination. The coding region runs from base 1 to 1110 and encodes 369 amino acids.